AUGACAGUUGCACUCAUGUGGAUGGUAUGGUUUGCAGUGGGCUAUCCUUAUCGAUUUCCAGAACUACAAAUCCUAGCAUACGCGGGGAAGCGGCGUAACCUCUUCGCUGAUGCAAAGUUGAGGAGUAUCCAGCUUGCGACGUUUUACAACAAGACUGGGGAUUUCGUGUAUCUGCUAAAGUGGCUUGACCGGCAAACCUCAGCGUACUUGGCUUAUUUUCUGCUAGUGCUCCGUCCUAUUGAAAUUGAACUGCUUGGCGAGGAGUAUGACGCUUUUGAACCGCCGAAAGAUGAGGAUGACAGCUUUGAGAAUAAGUGGACGCUCGUCGAAGGCAGCAGAGAGAUGACGAGAACAGAGCUCUCGGCACAUGUCCUUGAUCAGUAUGUCUUCCUGGACUCAGCUCAGGGCAGGCGAGAGAAAAGACUUCUAUUUCAAGGGUCUGCGCAGCCGUUAUAAGAAACGCGUUCUCUAGACUGCAGUGUGGACAAGUUCACGUUUGAGGCUGUGCAGCGAUCAACGUCACAUGCUAUGCAGGAGGAGAUGGCAAAGCGAUGGAUACGUUGGUUGGGACUGGAAGGGGAGGCCGGGGAGAAAAAAGAGUCGGAACAGCCGGAGACAGAUCCUAGCUCGCAUGAUGAGCGCAGCUCACAGGAUUUGUUCAUGGCCGGGAGGGAGCUUUACGGUCAGGGCUUUGAGUUUCGCAAUUUUGAUCAGCUGAUGGCAUGCAUGGAUGUAUAUCUCGGGGGACCCAAAGUUGUUGCAAUCCAGGCACCAACUGGGUUUGGAAAGACGCUCUUGUUUCAGCUCACUCUCAUCUCCUAUGCAAGACGCAAUCUUCAUAUGGUGUCGUUUGUUUUUGUCCCGUACACCGCGCUUCUUACAGGUACUCUUCAGAGACUGGGAGGGAGUGUGCGGGUGCAAACGUUGAAGCACCUGUUUGAAGAAAAUCCCUUCGGCAAUCACAACUUCCAGGAUGUCUAUGUUGGAACAUUCAACGACGCAGCAGAUGAACGGUUCAUAGAGAUGGUCAAGCAAUGGCACCUUCGCUUCCCAAAAGCACAUCUUGGUCUUCUCGUGGUUGAUGAGUUUCACAAUCUGUAUGAUGAGCGGAGUUACCGGGGGAGGUCAUUCGAGGCGAUGCGGAACAUCAAGUUUGGAAGUUUUGAACGAGUGUUGCUGAUCACCGCAACCGGCGCACAGAACACAGCACAAGAAGCAAUACGUGGGCUGGGGUUCAAGGGGGGUGUGCAAUUGGAACAUAACUGGAACUCAUUUGAGAAUGCGCGGCUGAAGCACGUUCCAAUACUCUUCCGCAACUACGUGAGGGAACCAGCUGUUGCUCACGUGUACAAGCAUGCUACUCGACUUAAGGGCGAUGGCAUAUCCCAGGCAAUGGAACUACUUCAGCGACUGUUUGAUCACGAGCCGGAUGCAAAGGCAGUGCUAGUACUUGGACGCAAAAGUCAAGUGGAGCAAGCGUUCAAAGAUCUGGAGCAGCAGUUUCAUGGAGCAUAUGUUCAGGGGAGUCGUAGUGGGGACCUACUUUUAGAACAACACUGGUGCUUUGUGCUUCGGGUCUUGUGUGGUGGCUCAUCAUUUGAAGUGGGCGUCACAUGUUACUUAUAA
Messenger RNA from Lachancea sp. 'fantastica', 1626 nucleotides. The record is from the annotation of a GenBank genome assembly. Lineage: Eukaryota; Fungi; Ascomycota; Saccharomycetes; Saccharomycetales; Saccharomycetaceae.